AUGAAGCGUCAUCUCUCUCUUCCAUUGCCAGCUCUGCUGGCUUGCAUGCUAUCCACCGCCACUGCAUCGCUCACGUAUUGCUCUUCGGUCUGUACCGGAGCUUCAAGUACGGCGAACUUCUCCAUCUACCAGUCCAAUGGAAACUGCGAAGCUCAUUGCAGCGACAUGGCGUUUGGCAUUCUGCUAGAUAAAACUUGCUGGUGCUCUAACAUUGCUCCGAAUAAAGCGACCAAUGUCAAAACAUCAGAGUGCGAUGAUAACUGUCCUGGAUACCCGGAUGAUCCGUGUGGUAACGAGUCCAAGGGCCUAUAUGCCUAUAUUCAGCUGGGAUUACCUUCCGGGACAGCGACUGUGUCAUCGUCGUCGACGUCGUCGACUACAAGUACCACCAGCACGUCGGUGAUAAAGUCAACAUCGGAUAGUUCGACUACUGAAUCAAGCACAACAACCGAAGCAUCGACCGAGACGGAUUCGAGUGGAGUGACAACCAUCACAGUUGGGGCUUCAGUGGCGACAUCAGUGGCAGAUUCGAGCGAUGCAAAAAGCAAGGAUAGCGGCGGAUCAAGCGUUAGCGGAGGCGCUAUUGCCGGUAUUGUGGUCGGCGUUGUCGGCGGCAUUGCCCUUAUUGCGGCCGGAAUCUUCCUCUUACUUGCAAAGCGCCGCCAGAGUUCUGGCAACGGCGACCCCGGCUACCAAAAUAACUUACUGGAUGGUCGGCAAAGCAAGAGUUCCCAGAUGAGUUACGUCAAGGGAUUAUUUUCAGAUAACCAUAGCCACACCUUGUCCGCCGGAUCCUCCAACACUCCACAACGUAUGGCGACCUUCACCGAUAACCGGAUGAAGACAGAUACAGUGCUGUAUCAGAAUGGCCGUCGGGAUAGUAGUGUAUCACUGCAAGAUAACGAAGACUACUCUCGGCCAGUUCUACGGGUUAGUAGAUUGGGCCGAUUGAUUUCUUUUCUUUUUUUUUUUCUUUUUUUUUUUUUUAAAGAGCAAUGGCUGACUGGAACUCUAGCUCACAAACCCCGACUAAAUCUCCAAAGGUUGCGUUAAGUGCUAGUGGUGCAUUUACCGUGAUGGAAUCUCCUAUGUCUACUCGAUUUGCGUGUUUCGGCGAAAACAGCGGUGUUAUGAUACC
Aspergillus ochraceoroseus IBT 24754 is the source of this 1138-nucleotide messenger RNA. RefSeq lists its product as uncharacterized. Lineage: Eukaryota; Fungi; Ascomycota; Eurotiomycetes; Eurotiales; Aspergillaceae. The transcript has 3 exons. The record is from RefSeq and is a predicted model, not a curated record. The coding region runs from base 1 to 1053 and encodes 350 amino acids.